UCCGGGAGUUGGUGGACAUGGGAAGCCCUCUCGCCGCUUUGGAAGACUGAGAGGCAGAGAGGCAGUCUGGACCCCAACCGUGGAAAGUGGUGGAUAUACAACAGAGCAGGAGAAAACAUCACGGUCCUUGUGGGUGAUACUCUUCUCUUAUGGCUUGAAGAUCCUGAACCUGGAGGGCUUUUCUUCAUGGAUUUCCCAAACGUGUCCUGGUAUGACAGCGGCUACGACAACCGAAGCCUCAACCAGUCCAGCCUAGAACAAAACUCUCACCACUACAACUACUACGCCAUGCUCCUCACCCUCCUCAUCUUCGUCAUCGUGUUCGGCAACGUGCUGGUGUGCAUGGCCGUUUCAAGGGAGAAGGCCCUUCAGACAACCACCAACUAUCUAAUUGUGAGCCUUGCUGUGGCGGAUCUCCUCGUGGCCACUCUGGUGAUGCCCUGGGUGGUCUACCUGGAGGUGGUCGGGGAGUGGCGAUUCAGUCGCAUCCACUGCGACAUCUUCGUCACUCUGGACGUCAUGAUGUGCACUGCCAGCAUCCUCAACCUUUGUGCCAUCAGCAUUGACAGAUACACAGCGGUGGCAUUGCCAAUGCUUUAUAACACACGCUACAGCUCCAGGCGCAGAGUAACGGUCAUGAUCGCUGUUGUUUGGGUCCUCUCGUUUGCCAUCUCCUGCCCCUUGCUCUUUGGGCUGAACAACACAGAGGAGAAGGAGUGUAUCAUUGCCAAUCCUGCCUUUGUUGUGUAUUCCUCUAUCGUCUCCUUCUACGUCCCCUUCAUUGUCACCUUGCUGGUGUACGUACAGAUAUACGUAGUAUUGCGGAAACGCAGGAAGCGGGUCAACACCAAACGCGCCGCCACCCCCGUGGGCCCGGACUCUGACACGCAGGCCCCACUGAAGGACAAAUGCACUCAUCCCGAAGAUGUCAGGCUUUGUACGCUCUUCCUGAAGGCCAACGGGAGCUUCCCACUUCAUAAGCGGAAAGUGGAGGUGGCGAAUCACAUGGAAGAGAUGGAGAUGGCCACCAGCACCAGCCCACCAGAGAAGAGCAGACACCUAAAGCCGUCAGUGCCAAGUAACAACGAGCAGAGCCUGGCAGCCCCUUCCCACCCAGGCGCCAGCUCAGCUCUGAGGUCUCCCCAGGACAGCCCUCUGCCAGUGGAGAAGAACGGGCACACCGUGGACAACUCCAAGACAGCCAAGAUAUUUGAGAUUCAGACUAUGCCCAAUGGCAAGACGAGGACCUCCCUCAAGACCAUGAGCAGGAGGAAGUUUUCGCAGCAAAAGGAGAAGAAAGCCACACAGAUGCUUGCCAUUGUGCUUGGUGUCUUUAUCAUCUGCUGGCUUCCGUUCUUCAUCACUCACAUUUUGAACAUGCACUGCGACUGUAACAUCCCGCAGGCCAUGUACAAUGCCUUUACGUGGCUCGGCUACGUCAACAGUGCCGUCAACCCCAUUAUCUACACCACCUUCAAUAUUGAGUUCCGAAAGGCCUUCAUGAAGAUCCUUCACUGCUAAGGAUCUUGAGAAACCAGGAGGAGGACUCAUCGUGUGGCCUUAU
Messenger RNA from Pogona vitticeps (central bearded dragon), 1564 nucleotides. It is a transcript of the gene DRD2, whose product is annotated as dopamine receptor D2. Gene Ontology annotation, molecular function: dopamine neurotransmitter receptor activity, coupled via Gi/Go; G protein-coupled receptor activity. Lineage: Eukaryota; Metazoa; Chordata; Lepidosauria; Squamata; Agamidae. Gene Ontology annotation, cellular component: glutamatergic synapse; plasma membrane; presynaptic membrane. Gene Ontology annotation, biological process: negative regulation of adenylate cyclase activity; regulation of dopamine secretion; regulation of potassium ion transport. The record is from RefSeq and is a predicted model, not a curated record.